AUGGAUAAUAUUACUAAUUUUGCAACCUACAGCCUGAUGGAACCACAAGGCUCUAAAUCAUAUAGACAUAUUUAUUUCACAUUCUUUUUCUUUAUUUAUAGUCUAAUAUUGUUUAUGAACAGUUGCCUUUGUGUGGUCAUUGUUUUGGAGAGAUCCCUUCAUCAACCAAUGUACAUUUUUCUGUGCAAUCUGUGUUUAAAUGGAAUGUAUGGAGCCACUGGAUUUUAUCCUAAAUUCCUACAUGAUUUAAUACUGGAUUCAUAUGUGAUUCCUUCUUACAUGUGUGCUUUUCAAUCUUUUGUUAUCUAUAGUUCAAUUAAAUGUGAAUAUUCUACAUUAGCAGCGAUGGCAUAUGACCGACAUGUGGCCAUAUGUCAACCUUUAGACUAUCACUCAAAGAUGAACGCAUAUUCUUGCAUCAUGCUACUUUUAGUUUGUUGGACUGUACCAUUUAUUUCAACACUCAUUGCUCUGCUUCUAUCAAAUAGGUUAGUAUUAUGUAAAAAUCACAUUGAUAAACUGUAUUGUGACAACUGGUCAAUGGUAAAGCUGUCAUGUGAAUCAACUGUCACCAAUAACAUUUAUGGAUUAAUAAGUAUUUCAUUUAAUUUUUGCAUUUUCGCUGUAAUUAUUGUAUCCUAUGUAAAGCUUGCUAUUGCAUGUAAAGCAUCAUUAGAGUGCAGAAGAAAAUUUUGGCAGACAUGUGUGCCUCAUGUAAUUUCAUUAUUUAAUUUCAGCGUUGCAAUGCUUUUUGAUACAAUGUACAACAGGUACGGCUCAAGCGAUUUCCCAGAUGAUCUGCGUAAUUUUUUGGCUUUAGAAAUAAUUAUUGUGCCCCCUCUUUUAAAUCCUGUAAUCUAUGGCUUAAACUUGAAAGAAGUCCGCAACAGAGUCUUGAAAGCAUGUAUAAAUAUCUUGAAAAAAACAUAA
Carassius auratus (goldfish) is the source of this 930-nucleotide messenger RNA. It is a transcript of the gene or62b5, whose product is annotated as odorant receptor, family 62, subfamily B, member 5. The transcript has a single exon. Lineage: Eukaryota; Metazoa; Chordata; Actinopteri; Cypriniformes; Cyprinidae. The record is from RefSeq and is a predicted model, not a curated record. Gene Ontology annotation, molecular function: odorant binding; olfactory receptor activity; G protein-coupled receptor activity. Gene Ontology annotation, cellular component: membrane. Gene Ontology annotation, biological process: detection of chemical stimulus involved in sensory perception of smell; G protein-coupled receptor signaling pathway. Bases 1 to 930 code for a protein of 309 amino acids.